Messenger RNA from Chelonus insularis, 906 nucleotides. Its product is annotated as E3 ubiquitin-protein ligase sina-like. The record is from RefSeq and is a predicted model, not a curated record. NCBI's taxonomy places the organism in Eukaryota, Metazoa, Arthropoda, Insecta, Hymenoptera, Braconidae. The coding region runs from base 244 to 708 and encodes 154 amino acids. The transcript is spliced from 4 exons.
CUAAAUUUUAGAAAUUGUAUAUGCUAUCAUUAAUUCUAUAUGGCACUUUUUAUUAGUGCGUAGAACCUUAACAUUGAAAAUUCGUAACGGUUUUUUUUUCGAAACAUCAAAUAUUCCAUUUAUCUUUGUUUCAAGUAUUGUGCGAUUAUAGAUUCAUUUUCUUUGUGAUGUACAAAAAUGUAAUUCGAUUGUUUUACAGUGAGUUUUGAUAAAAAUCUUAAGAUAGUUAAUCUAGAAAUAAUCAUGUCUACUAUUUCAUGUAACAAGUAUUACAUUAACUCUUCGGAAAUAUCUGACGAAUCUGAUGUAUUCUCAGGAUUAAGAAAAAAUUGGUGUUGUAUUUUAGAAGAGAUAAUAGAAUGCCCGAUUUGUAUGAAUAUUCCAUUAUCAAGCAUAUACCAAUGUACAAAAGGUCAUAGUAUUUGUGAUAUCUGCAGAAUGUUAGUAAUUAAUUGCCCAAUAUGCCAAGAAUGCUUUAUAGGAACUCGUAAUCGAUGUGUAGAAGAAAUUGUAAAAAAAUUGGAAGAUAUAAAAUCAUUAAUAUUGGAUCCUUCUAGUGACGUCGAAAAAUGUAGCAGAAUACAAAAAAAAUCUGAAGGAACGCAGACUGAAAAAAUUUCAAUGACAAAAAACUGCAUUGAACCAGUAUUUAAUGAUACACCGAAAUUAAAACAACAAAAAAGAUUACAAAGAAGAAAAACUCUAUGAAAGUUUUUAUCUUAAAACAAUAUAUUUUUGUACUUAAUCGUUAAAUAAGUAGUCAUUUCUAUCAAUAUUAAUAGUUAAAACACCAUUAAUGAAUAUUUUCAUAUAAAAAAAUAUAAAUUCAACUUAGCUAACACUAGUAUUUAUCACGAAUAAUCGUUUAUAAUCAGCUAAAACUUAUAUUUCAGUAAAAUUCAGUGU